UUCAGCCACGGAAAGCGUGCGUAGCAGACGAAUGUUUUAAAUUUUAGUUUUGUGAUCCAAAAUAUAAAAUUUAACGGUAUAUGCGUACUAUCAUAAUUCAGUGUCAAUAAAGCGCCUUUUCCGAGAUGUGGAAGAUAACGGAAGACUGCUAAGUUAAUGUUGUGUUACUACAAGAGAAACUAAAAGAUGAAAAAAUGGGACUGAGUCUUAAUAAUAAUGUAAAGUUCGCUUGUGCUGCCCUGGCACUGGUGUUCUUCUGUGAAUAUGUUAUUUACUACGUCGUGCUACUCCAGUGUUUGUGGCCGCAAUUAGACUCGAGACAUGUUGAUGAGACAGUACCUGCAAAACCAGAUGCUGAGCCUGUGAGAGUCAUGUUACUAGCUGACACACAUCUGCUGGGUUCUCGGAAUGGUCAUUGGUUUGACAAGUUAAGAAGGGAAUGGCAGAUGUAUCGUACAUUCCAAACAGCAAUGAACAUUCACAAACCUGAUGUUGUAUUUUUUCUUGGUGAUUUAUUUGAUGAAGGUCUCUGGUGCAGCGAGAAGGAAUUUGAUUAUUAUGUUAAGAGAUUUCACGAUUUGUUUUAUGUACCUAAAGGGACACAAGUGUUUGUGGCUGUAGGAAAUCAUGAUAUUGGAUUUCAUUAUGGGAUUAGCCCAUAUCUUCAUGAGCGAUUUGCAACUGCAUUUAAUGCCCCUCCUGUUCGACUCGUGUCAAUCAAAGGAAACCAUUUUGUGCUGAUAAACAGUAUGGCAAUGGAAGGUGAUGGGUGCUUCCUUUGCCGCCCAGCAGAAUUGCAACUACAGAGGAUCUCAAAAAGAUUGAAAUGUACUAAGGGAGUGGGAAAAUGUGACAGAGACCUACUGCUUGAUAUUUAUAGUCGCCCCAUAGUAUUGCAGCAUUUUCCAAUGUACAGAGAGUCAGAUGCUAUCUGCCAUGAACCGGAUGAAGCACCAGAGGAGAUUAAAACACAGAAAUUUAGAGAGAGAUGGGAGUGUCUUUCAAGGGAGUCAUCGCAGAUGUUGUAUGAUUAUUUAAAUCCCAGGCUCGUUGUUACUGGGCACACACACCAUGGUUGUCAUCUUCUUCAUGGGAAAGAUAUUCAUGAGUGGACCAUUCCUUCAUUCAGCUGGAGAAAUAAGAACAACCCCAGCUUUAUGUUGGCUGUAUUUACACCAAACAAUUAUGCAGUUUCAAAAUGUAUGAUGCCUCAAGAAUCAACAAUAAUAAGCAUUUACAUCUUAGGUGCAACGUCAAUUGCUUUAUGGAUUAUUCUAACUUACCGAAGGUUUUGUCGUCGUACUCGAUGGUUUAAACGGAAAUAAAAUUGUAUUUUGUUGUUUGAAAUUUCACAGAUUAAGAGCAUAUUUCAGUAACUCUGCAAAUAUUAUUUUCAGAAUUGUAUGUGAGUCUUAUAAAUAAUUUAUCUGUACAGAUAAUUUAAAUCCAGUUUUACUUAAUGAAAUUUGUUAUUUUUUUUAAACCUUUUAUAUUCUGUGGAUGUCCUUUCCUACCUGCACAAUAUUUUGGUUGAUUUCUUAAACAUUUGGAUGGCCUGACUUUUAUGUCUUACUACCGUUCACUUGUGAAUUAGCAAUAGUUAUAAAUUUUUUCCAAACUUUCAA
This is a messenger RNA of Schistocerca americana (American grasshopper), 1625 nucleotides long. RefSeq names its product metallophosphoesterase 1 (gene PGAP5). Gene Ontology annotation, molecular function: hydrolase activity. The record is from RefSeq and is a predicted model, not a curated record. Lineage: Eukaryota; Metazoa; Arthropoda; Insecta; Orthoptera; Acrididae. Gene Ontology annotation, biological process: GPI anchor biosynthetic process. The transcript is spliced from 9 exons. Bases 195 to 1325 code for a protein of 376 amino acids.